UGUGGACGCCCAUGGGCUCAUGCCUAGGACAAUAGAGGAUCUCUGUCUUCAUUUUGCUUCCUUGGACAUUUUUAAUAAUGAUUUGCCACUUCAAGCAAUUUAACUAAUGUAGCCAUCCUGCUAACAUGGCUAUUAUUUAAAUUGUGCAAAGUAUAUUCUGUGUAAAAUCAUAUUGCUGGGACUUGUAGUUCUAUUAAUCUUCAGCACUGAAACAGUUAAUUGCUGAAGACCUUGCUGGGCUUGCAGUUUCCCUCCUACAGGAAGAAGAAAGAUUCCUGCCACCAAUAGGAGAGCAGCUUUCAGACUGAGGAGUUGCAGCCAAUGAGGGAAAGACUGACUUCUGAAAGAAGGAAAAAGGAAGAGGGAGAACUUCCAGGAAGGCAGAGGAGAUCUGGGGGAGAUAGAGUUAUACCCAGAGCUGUGCUGCAUGUGAGAUGGAAUCCUUUCUUCACAGAGACCAGUGACUGUCUGCUAUCUGAAGAGGAGUGUUACAGAUCACACCACAUGGUGACUGCUUAGUCUGCUCAAUAUCUGGAGAAACUGUAAGCAGUUUUCAGUGAGUGCUACCUGUUGAUUUUGACUCUCACUUAAUCAGGCAUUGCAGGGCUUUAGACAAGCCAAUAACAGUUAGGACUAGAGACAGGACUUUUAUAUCUGCCUGCCUGCAAUCCAUUCUGAAGGGUAAAGGCCUAUUUGGAGAGGAUUAUUCAUAUAUCACCAAUAUUCAUAUAUCACCAAUAAUUCAGCUUGUGUCAUUUUCUGCGUGUGCUCUCCUGAGUGAAGCCUCCCACUACAGCCUGGUGGAUCACAACUACUGUUUAUUUGCCUUGUGGAUUACAAAUACUGGUUUAUAUAUGAGCUCCAACUGCCGGCCUUACUGCUAUUAUUAACACUGGCCAGUGUUCAGGGAAUUUGACUUAAACAUUAUCUGAGUUGACUAGAUCAGUCUGUUUAUUAUUCAUUGUCAUUUUCUAACGUUUGAUAUUGCAUUAGUGCUAUAACUGUGUGUUCAGAUGCUUUGACUUAUUUGUUGAAACAUAUUGCUAAAAGAGAGAUUGUUCAAUUUAUCCUUAUUACUGGGUCUUCGGAUCUGAUAAAAGUGCUUGCUAUUACACUGCUGGUUUAUGUGUAUCACUGGGGGUUGUGAGUGUCACCAGAGGUGGACGAGAGCAGGACCCAUCUAACACAGCUACACCUACGGGUGCGCUACAUUUGGGGGUGUUCGGCCUGUGAUUGGCUGUGCUAGCAUUUUUUGUUGAAUUGUGCUAAACGUCAGAGGGCAGAUAGGAGGAACUGGUGUAGCUUAGUAAAUCCUCUUAGCCAGAGCCUUUGACGAGGAUCCAUUGUUAAUGUAGAAAUAACGAGAAAUUAAUGUACAAUUCCGAAAACCCAGUAGAGAAUUAUAGUUCUUCCCAGGGCCGCGGCGCUCAAACCGGAAAGCUAACAAGUCUGUCAGUCUGAAUCCACGCUGCUUCUCUCCAGGCGCAUGCAAACCUGCAAGGUGUGUUAUUGGGUUAUUACCCUGUGUGAUACGGGUGGGGAACUACUAGUUAUUGCAGAGGAGCUGUUAUAGUACCCCAGCACCGACCUACCCUCACUGUGCUUGGCCUGUGUAGCCUUCCUGUAUUCUGACUGGUCCUUAUCGCUUACCUGCACCUGUCUGGCCCACACGAACUACCAUUGUACUUACAGUCUUUGUGACAGAUUCGUCUUUAUUCCUGACUUUGCCACAAGGGCCCCAAAUCACCUGCCAAAGUGAUACUGACAGUCACAGUCAGUAUUAGGUCACCUCUAUGUUAUUACCAUUUAACUGGUCAGCAAGACACCAUCAUGCAUCCGCUUUUUGAAAACUAAUUUCAGCCAGAUCAUCAUAUUAAAUUUUUCUGAAUUGGAAUUGCCCCUCUCAUGUGUGCAAGUAUGAGUCGUGUGUAGGCUCCACAAAUCUGGAUCAUCUACAGAGGCCAAAAGUGUAUUGAAAUCACUUAAAAAAACACAGCACUGGCUUUUGUAGCACUGCAUAACUAGGACUGCAAAACCUGAACUGUACAUCGCUCAUCAAGAAUAACUGAUCAAGGAAAUCAAGGACAGCAUCCAACAUGUCUCAGGAUGAAAGAGCCAAGCAAAUCCUGAAGGGAUUCAAAUUAAACUGGAUGAAUCUCCGAGACGCAGAAACUGGGAAAAUUCUGUGGCAGGGUACAGAGGACCUUUCCAUUCCAGGGGUUGAACACGAAGCUCGUGUACCAAAGAAAAUUUUAAAGUGCAAAGCUGUUUCUAGGGAGCUAAAUUUCUCUUCUGCAGAACAGAUGGAGAAGUUCAGACUGGAGCAGAAAGUAUACUUCAAAGGGCAAUGUCUAGAAGAGUGGUUCUUUGAGUUUGGUUUUGUGAUCCCCAAUUCUAUGAACACUUGGCAGUCCCUAAUAGAGGCUGCCCCAGAAUCCCAGAUGAUGCCAGCUAAUGUUUUAACUGGUAAUGUCGUCAUAGAAACAACUUUCUUCGAUGAUGACCUCCUUGUUAGUACUUCCAGAGUUAGACUUUUCUACGUUUGA
Xenopus laevis (African clawed frog) is the source of this 2546-nucleotide messenger RNA. Its product is annotated as retinal rod rhodopsin-sensitive cGMP 3',5'-cyclic phosphodiesterase subunit delta. Lineage: Eukaryota; Metazoa; Chordata; Amphibia; Anura; Pipidae. The transcript has a single exon. Bases 2097 to 2546 code for a protein of 149 amino acids. The record is from RefSeq and is a predicted model, not a curated record.